This is a messenger RNA of Oreochromis niloticus (Nile tilapia), 4977 nucleotides long. It is a transcript of the gene atp1a3a, whose product is annotated as ATPase Na+/K+ transporting subunit alpha 3a. Bases 398 to 3466 code for a protein of 1022 amino acids. Gene Ontology annotation, cellular component: plasma membrane. Gene Ontology annotation, molecular function: ATP hydrolysis activity; ATP binding; P-type sodium:potassium-exchanging transporter activity. NCBI's taxonomy places the organism in Eukaryota, Metazoa, Chordata, Actinopteri, Cichliformes, Cichlidae. Gene Ontology annotation, biological process: sodium ion export across plasma membrane; proton transmembrane transport; potassium ion import across plasma membrane. The record is from RefSeq and is a predicted model, not a curated record. The transcript has 23 exons.
CCCGGCUCUUCUUUCCCCCGGCAUCAGUUGAGCCUCGCAGGGACACGGCUGGUGAAGUAUCACCAACGGCUGCGUUUAAUUUAACAUUUUACGCAACAGAACACAUCUUUUUGAUGUUCAUCUGAACGGGAAGAAGAUUUGAUUAAGUGUUUUAUGAGCCGUCGCUUUGUCAGGGUAACCCUAGUCCCGUUCCUCUUAAGAAAUUAUAUUUUAGGGUAUUAUGAUAGCUAGUUAAUUGAUUUUUUGUCGUUUGAGCAAUAGCUAACGAUAUCAGCUGAAGGGGGCAUUUUUUCUUCUGUCCUCUGCCCUAUCUCCUCGCCUUAUAGAGCCAGUUUUUCUGGUUGAAUCGAGCCUAAAAAAGCAACUCGUCUGAGGAGAGCCGACUGAAAGCGCCAAAAUGGGGUAUGGCCGGUCGGACAGCUACCGCGUGGCUACCACGCAGGACAAGGAUGAGAAGGAGUCGCCCAAGAAGAAGGGAGGCAAGGAUCUCGAUGACCUGAAGAAGGAAGUUCCCAUAACUGAACACAAAAUGUCUGUUGAGGAAGUCUGCCGGAAGUACAACACCGAUAUCGUUCAAGGUUUGACCAAUGCCAGGGCUGCAGAGUACCUGGCCAGGGAUGGCCCCAACGCUUUGACUCCACCCCCUACCACCCCAGAAUGGGUCAAGUUCUGUCGUCAGCUGUUCGGUGGCUUCUCCAUCCUGCUGUGGAUUGGUGCCAUCCUCUGCUUCCUGGCCUACGCCAUCCAGGCUGCCACAGAGGAUGAACCUGCUGGGGAUAAUUUGUAUCUGGGUAUCGUGCUGUCAGCUGUUGUCAUCAUCACCGGCUGCUUCUCUUACUUCCAGGAAGCUAAGAGCUCCAAGAUCAUGGAAUCAUUUAAGAACAUGGUCCCUCAGCAAGCCUUGGUGAUCCGCGAGGGAGAGAAGAUGCAGAUCAACGCUGAGCAGGUAGUUGCAGGAGAUCUGGUGGAGGUGAAGGGAGGAGACCGGAUCCCUGCCGACCUUCGCAUCAUCUCCUCACAUGGCUGCAAGGUGGACAACUCAUCCCUGACUGGUGAAUCAGAGCCCCAGACCAGGUCACCUGACUGUACCCAUGACAACCCCCUGGAAACCCGAAACAUUGCCUUCUUCUCUACCAACUGUGUUGAGGGAACUGCACGUGGUAUUGUUGUGUGUACUGGUGAUCGCACAGUGAUGGGACGCAUUGCCACCCUCACCUCAGGUCUGGAGACUGGGAAGACACCCAUUGCCAAGGAGAUUGAGCACUUCAUCCAAAUCAUCACAGGCGUGGCUGUUUUCCUUGGCGUGACCUUCUUCAUCCUCUCAAUCAUCCUGGGUUACUCCUGGCUGGAGGCUGUAAUCUUCCUCAUUGGUAUCAUUGUGGCUAAUGUGCCCGAGGGACUGCUGGCCACAGUCACUGUGUGUUUGACACUGACUGCCAAGCGAAUGGCUCGCAAGAACUGUCUGGUAAAGAACUUGGAGGCUGUGGAAACUCUGGGCUCCACCUCCACCAUCUGCUCUGAUAAGACAGGCACGCUGACCCAGAACAGGAUGACCGUGGCCCACAUGUGGUUUGACAAUCAGAUUCAUGAAGCUGACACGACUGAGGAUCAGUCUGGCUCCUCCUUCGACAAGAGCUCAACAACAUGGGUGUCUCUGGCUCGCAUUGCUGCCCUCUGCAACCGUGCUGUGUUCAAAGCAGGUCAGGAAUCUUUGCCCAUUCUGAAACGAGACGUAGCCGGUGACGCCUCAGAGUCAGCUCUACUGAAGUGUAUCGAACUGUCCUGUGGCUCCGUCAAGGCCAUGAGGGACAAGAAUAAGAAAGUUGCAGAGAUCCCGUUCAACUCCACUAACAAGUACCAGCUCUCAAUUCAUGAAACUGAGGAGGAAAAUGACAGUCGUUACCUGCUGGUGAUGAAGGGAGCCCCAGAGAGGAUCCUCGACCGCUGCUCCACCAUCAUGGUGCAGGGCAAGGAGCAGCCGAUGGACGAUGAGAUGAAGGAGGCUUUCCAAAAUGCCUAUCUGGAAUUGGGAGGGCUGGGAGAGAGAGUGCUGGGGUUCUGCCACGUGUUUAUGCCUGAGGACAAGUACCCAAAAGGUUUUGCCUUUGACACCGAUGACGUCAACUUCCAAACUGACAACCUUUGCUUCGUGGGCCUCAUGUCCAUGAUUGACCCUCCUCGUGCUGCAGUGCCUGAUGCUGUGGGCAAAUGCCGCUCAGCUGGCAUCAAGGUUAUUAUGGUGACUGGUGACCAUCCAAUCACAGCCAAGGCCAUUGCUAAGGGUGUGGGUAUCAUCUCUGAGGGAAACGAGACAGUGGAAGACAUUGCUGCACGCCUCAACAUUCCUGUCAGUCAAGUCAACCCCAGGGAUGCAAAGGCCUGUGUGAUCCAUGGUACGGAUCUUAAAGACCUCACACAGGACCAGAUGGAUGACAUUUUGAGGAAUCACACAGAGAUUGUCUUUGCCAGAACCUCCCCACAGCAGAAGCUCAUCAUUGUUGAAGGUUGCCAGAGACAGGGUGCUAUCGUGGCUGUGACCGGUGAUGGUGUGAAUGACUCUCCUGCCCUGAAGAAGGCUGACAUUGGUGUUGCCAUGGGAAUCUCUGGCUCAGACGUAUCCAAACAAGCUGCAGAUAUGAUCCUGUUAGAUGACAACUUUGCCUCCAUCGUCACUGGAGUGGAAGAAGGACGUCUGAUCUUUGACAACCUGAAGAAAUCUAUUGCAUACACUCUGACCAGCAACAUCCCAGAAAUCACCCCCUUCCUCUUUUUCAUCUUGGUCAACAUCCCCCUGCCUCUGGGUACCAUCACUAUCCUCUGCAUCGACCUGGGAACUGACAUGGUACCAGCCAUCUCUCUUGCUUAUGAAGCAGCAGAGAGCGACAUCAUGAAGCGACAGCCCAGGAACCCACUGAGGGACAAAUUGGUCAAUGAGAGACUCAUCAGUAUUGCCUAUGGACAGAUUGGUAUGAUCCAGGCUCUUGGGGGCUUCUUUGCCUAUUUUGUCAUCAUGGCUGAAAAUGGUUUUCUGCCAUCUCUGCUUGUCGGCAUUCGGCUCAACUGGGACGAUCGCUCCAACAACGACCUGGAGGACAGCUAUGGACAGCAAUGGACCUAUGAACAACGUAAGAUUGUGGAGUUUACUUGCCACACAGCCUUCUUUGUCAGUAUUGUGGUGGUGCAGUGGGCAGAUGUGAUCAUCUGCAAGACCAGGCGUAAUUCUGUGUUCCAGCAGGGCAUGAGGAAUAAGAUUUUGAUCUUUGGCCUGUUUGAGGAAACGGCUCUGGCUGCUUUCCUGUCCUACUGCCCUGGUAUGGACUUGGCACUACGGAUGUACCCACUCAAGCCCAGUUGGUGGUUCUGUGCGUUCCCAUACAGUUUCCUCAUCUUUGUUUACGAUGAGAUCCGAAAACUCAUCCUGCGCCGAAACCCCGGAGGCUGGGUGGAAAAAGAGACAUACUAUUAAAUUAUCAAAGCAUCAUUUACUUCUUGUCCCAUUUUUCCCUGAAUUCAUCCCUUCUUCUCUAUCUCCCUCUGACUUUCUCUUUCCUCCUUCCUUGCCUCCAUCCAUCUCUCCUCUCGGCAUACUCGAAAUGUACAAGAAAAAAAUGUUUACUCCUCAUCUUUGUUCAUCCAUCUUCAUUUCCUAAAGAAACAAAAAAUCAAAAUGCCAAGACGACAAGAGGACCAAUGACAGAGGAGGAGAGGAUGGGGAAGAGGGUGCAUUUGUAAAUCUUCCCUGUCCUUUCGGUCCCUCUGUCCCCCUUUUUUGUAUCCAAAGUCUACACAGCAGUAGUCUGCCAGUAACACUGUUUGUGCCGAUGCUUAUUACUACACUGUUAGCUACAGCCACUCUUCGUACAUGUACUCAAAUUACAUCGCUGUGUGGAACCAAAUAAAGAAAACAUCUUGAGAAUAAAGCAGAAAAUCUGACUGCUCCACUGCGAUCUCUCGGGCCAAGCAGCACAACAAAACGGCAGCUCCGGUCUAGACUACGACCUGGCAAUUUGAGCGGGUGGGUGGCAUCAUUUUUGUUUAGUUUUUUAUUUUUAUUUGUAUUUAUUUAUUUAUUUUCCCUGCCAGAGAAAAGCUGCCCAGAUCCAGCUCAGUAAUCACUGCCAUUUCCUGCCAUUCGCCUACCGCGACUUUCCUUGCCUUUUUUUCUCUCUUUCUAUUUACUCACUGCCAGUCUUCUACUGCCGUUCUCUCUUUCUCCUCCUCCUCGCCUCCUUUCCUAUCAAUAAAGAAUCGGUGUCACUAUAAAACCAACCCACUGUCUCACUCACGCCCACAGCAGGGUGGAAAAAAGUUCACUUCCUCCGACUCCCCUGUCCAUCCUCCCCUCCCAGUGUUGUUUUCUGUUUGUGUUAUUGUUGUUUUCUAAUAGACAGCUGGGUGUUUUUUUUAAAAAAAACAAAGUUGUUCGUAAAAGUCUCAUGUGUUUUUUGUUUUUUAAGUUCGGCGUGAGUCUGAGAGCUGCUUGUUUUCAUUCAGACAUGACAAAACACACUUUCUCUCCCUCUUCCUGUUCAUCUCAUCUCUAUCUUUUCCUUUAACACGUCUGCCCUCCCACCAACCUCACCCCCCUCCUGCCUGUCUAUCUGUCCCUGUUUGUCUGUCUGUUUGUGAACACCGUGCAAACCCUCCGUCCUUGUAAAAAUCCACCCACUUUCACCGCCUGCCUCCUCUUAUUCUCCCACCCGUGACCGACCUACAGCCUCCCAACCCCACCCAGCCCUACCCCCGUUGAAAAAAAAAUUACAAUCUUUCUGUGUCCUCGGAAAAAGAGAUUUCUCUCAAGUUUCAUUCUUAAUCAGUGGAAUUCUGGAAUAAGGCACUGUACCUUACACUGCGAAACAGCAGCAAAAAAAGGAAAUGAAAUAAAACAGAAGGAUCUCUCUUUUUUCAGCUUGGCCUCGACUUUGUUUUUGUGUGGAGUCUUGUCAGAAAAUGGAAAUAAAUGCUGUGACCAACUUA